AUGUUCAACAGUUGAUUAUAUGAAAAAAGAUAACAUUACAAAAGAAUUUGAAAAUUUUUUAAUAAAACUUAGUUUUUCAAUUAAGAAUAAAUAAAUAACAAGUUAAAAAAGAAAAGGAUGAAAAUAAUAUUUUUGUCAAAGUUUAUUAUUUUUUGACAUACAAAUUUGUUAUACCAAAAGAGGAAGAAAAUUAUUCAAGUUUCAGAAUCAACAGACCAUCACAGUAUGAACAGCAACACAUCAUCAAUCUUCAUUCAACAAUCAUCGGAAUUUCAAUUUCUUUCCGUUUGUCACUACAUUACAAUUUUUGGUUUGUAUUUCUACAAUAAGAAAUUAAUUACACUUGAUGAGCGAAGUCAUUCUGUUCCUGUUUUAAAUACUUACUUUAAGUAUCUAAAUAAAGCGACAAAUGAAUCGGAGGCAAAAAUUCAUCUUAUAAAAAUAGCACUAAAAGGAAGUGAUCUCUAUGGUGGUGAAGAAAAUGAAAUACUUGACAUGAAAUACGUUGAUGGAACCUAUCAGUACAUCAUUAGUGAGGCUCUAUUUUCUCACUAUGGAAACAUUAAUGGAUAUUUAGCUAAAAUCAUCAACAUGGCUGAUAAUAUAAAUUACUCGGUUCUUAAGAAAACGGUGUUUCAACAUCUUUCGAAAAAUUACACCAGUAGGGAAUAUUGUUCCAAUAAUAUUCCGUUCAGGAAUAUCGAUUCUAAUAAUAUUCCGUUAAGGAAUCAUGGUUCUAAAAAUAAUCCGUUACGGAAUCAUGGUUCUAAAAAUAAUCCGUUACGGAAUCAUGGUUUUAAAAAUAAUUCGUUACGGAAUCAUGGUUUUAAAAAUAAUUCGUUAGGGAAUUAUGGUUCCAAAAAUAAUCCAUUAGGGAAUUAUGGUUCAAAAAAUAUUCCAUUAGGAAAUUACAGUUUCAAACUCAACGGAUUGACAAUUCAAAAAGUUUUUCACAAUCAUAUUUGGCCAAUUUUCCCUCAACCCGAACAAGACAUGAGAAUAAUUGAAGUGAAUUAUAUAUACGCAAUGGUAGGUUUAAAAAUCGUCAGAUCUGUAUCGUCAACGACUCCGAAUAUUACGUUCAAAGAAUAUAUUCUAAUCUCCCGUGAAAUUGAUUUACAACAUUACAGUAAUGAAAACUAUGAAAUGGUACUAAAAUUAUUUUCAACACCAGCAUUAUUUUUUUACGCCUACAAUCAGAGGGCUAAAUUUCAAAAAAUUGAUUUUACCCUAUCUGAUGAAUUUUGGAUUGAAGCUUAUGAAAAUUUAUUUUCACACAUUAAUUUCACUGUGCAAAAAAUUGUACAAGAAGAUAUUGACACUAAUUUACAUUUUAAACUUGAGAGGGAAAUUAAUACUCUAAGAAGUCGUACAAAUUAUGCUUAUGAAAUAUUGAGAUUAUAUUGUAAUUAUGAGAAUAUUGCAGAAAUAUCGCCAAUUUAUGUGGAAAUUUUUAAAACUUUCUAUUUUUGGUUAACAAUGUUAUUACUUCCUAAACGAUGCCAAAUAAAUAAAUUUCCCGAUUUGGAAACUGCGUAUGAGGGACAAUUUCUAGAUAUCAAGAGAAUUUACAAUACAAUUGAAAGGCAUGCAAUUGAAAAUGUAUUAAUUGAUAGUAAAUUAGGUGAAGUAAUUAAUGAAAAAACUAGUGUUAUGCUAGCACGAAUUCCCGAUUAUCCACAGCGUUGUAUGUAUUGUUCACCAACUCCACGACAUGCAAAUAAUAAUACUUAUCUUCUAUUUGCAGUUGUGGAAAAAAAUAAGAAAAAUGAUUUUUAUGCAUUUAAACAGGAGAAAAAUGUUUUAGCUUUAUUAAAUUGUACGGGAAAUGAACGUGAAUUUGCUAAAGCAAUUGCUAAUGAUUCUUCCCUAAUGAUGGAAAUUGCAAUAUUUUCCCAAACUCUCAAAUACCAUAAUGAAGAUUACAGAGGAUUUAUUGCAAGAGUUGCGGAAAUAAAAACAAAACAAUUUUUAGAUAAUCUGAAAAAGUACUAUUAUGACGAAACAAUUGGGGAGAAAUUUCUAAAUUUUGUAAAAUCUCUAAUUCCAUUUUACAGUUGCAUUGAAAGUGCAAAAGCAGGAAGAAUGGCAGAAUCUGCUUUUGGUUGUACAAUGGAUGUUCUUAGUUUAAUUCCAUUUGUUGGUUUUGUUGCAAAAUAUACAGCUAGACUCACCAAUAGUUUGGCAAUGGAAAUUGGUAACAAAUAUCUAAUUACUAAUACUCUGGCAAGAGCAGGAAUUAUCUCCGAAUUACCAAUAAUUACAGUAUUAAAUCAAAUUUUCCAAACUGCUGUUAGAACAAUUGCAAAAGAAAUUCUAAAUCGAAGUCUUUUGAAAGAUUUAACUGUAGCUUCACUUCGAACACUGGAUCCGGGAUUUGAAUUCUUUUAUCAUGUUAGCAGUUUUGGUUAUCAUGCAUUUCGUAAAUUAUUUCGAAAUUUUAUUUCAUGGUUCAAGAAUAUUCCCACUGCUCACAAUACAGUUGAGUUGAUAAAAUCAUUAUUGAAGAAUAUCAAACAAAAUAUGGAUUUGCAAAAUGAUCAAAUGGGUUUGGUACCAUUUGUUUUAGCUAGACGUAAUGGUUACGAAAUUGUUAGACACUUUUAUCCAGGUGGAUCAAACUUUUUUGGACCUACUUGCCUGACUUCAUUUGGAAACACUGCGGAAUUAAGAACCAUUGAAGGGUAUUCAUUUCCUCUACCAGUUUUGAAAAAAUCCGGUUUCUACGAACAAUACAAUCCCAAAACUGGUGAUAAAAUUGGUAAAUUAAAAAUGAAUUCGGAUAUUCUCCAAAGGAUUGGGAAUUUAAUAAACGAAAUGAUUAUCAAUGGACGUGAUAUAAAUAUAAUUCGUAAUUAUCAUGUUUAUCAUAAUACAAUGAAUUGGAAUAAACCAAAUGAAGAACCAACGGAAAAUUUGAAUGCAGCACAAAAUGAGGAAUUACAACAAAAUCCUGUGACUACAAGAGAAAGCACAGUGGAACAUAAUUUUCAACAGUUAACUAAUCCCGAAUUUUUGAAUUUAUUUAGAGGAAAUCCAUUAAUAUACAAUUCUCCUCAAUUACAUAAUUCUGAAAUUCAAGUUACUCUAAGGGGAAAUUUGGGAUUUUUAGGAAUUCCUCCAAUGACAAAUAUUGAAUUAUCCGGAACAUUUAGAGCAAAUUUAUUGGGUCAAAAUAUUCCCCCUACUAAUUUCGAACAACCGGGAACUUCAAAUUCAUUUGCGACAAAUAAUAACUUAUUAAAACAAAAUCAAAACAAUAUUCCAGAAAAGAGAAAAAGAAUCGAAGAAAUGGAGCAAAAUCCGAAUAAUGUAAAAAAUUUAAUUUCACAAAGAUUAAGAAAUCGGCAUCAACCAAAAUUGGAACCAAAAUUUUAUCAAAAUAUCCUUAAGGCAACAUAUUCGGAUUAUGUAAAUAUUCUAAUGUUGUGGAAACAAAAUGGUUUGCCCUCCCUAAGAUUAGAUGGGGAGAAAAUAAAUUUUCUACGCAUUGCUGUUAAUAAUUUAGCAACUCUUCAGUUGACACAGGGACUUCCUUUAUUAAUACCGAGAAAAUUGUGGUACACUCAAAAAAUACAAGGACAACAUAAUAUUGAGAAAAUGCGAAAUUUAAAAGGAAAAACAUUUUUCUUCAAUGAUAUUAUAAUUUUGAAUAAUAAUCCACCGGGUACAAUUGAUUGGAGAAAAAUAGAUCCAUUUGCAGAGGAAAUUGAAAUACGUUAUCAUUUGACAAUUAAUUCACCGUAUGGUUUUGUGGAUAUAACAAAAUUUCACGAGGAAUUCAAAAAUAAUUACAUUACAUUCAAUGAUGUAUUAUUUACGAUAAAGGAUAUUUUUACAUCAUCAAAUAAUUUUGUUCUAAAUAUUCAAAUGGAAAAUCAGGGAAUGUCAAAAGAUCUAUGGCAAUUGUUUAGAGAAACCGAAAGCGGGAAUUUGUUACAAAAAAUUGAACGAACCGAACGAAUGAAAUCAAUUUUUAAUGCCGCUAAUUUAAUAGCUGAAAAUGCGCCACUUUGUACUUUUCAAUCAGCGGAGGAUUUAUUUUCAAUUCACAUUCUAAAUAUAAAAUCAAAUAUCGAAGUUCCAAGUUAUGAAACAUUUGCAAGGGAAUUUAAUAGCAUGAAAUAUCAUUAUAAUUAUAAUGAUUUUAAAAUCAAAAAACAUCCUUAUAUUCAAGAUGUGCUACUUAAUCGAAAUUUAGAUAAAAUUAUCAAUUUAUCUGAAGCGAGACAUAAAAUUCACGAUGUUUAUAAUUAUUUACAUGGGGAAAAUAUUGAAAUAGUAUUUAAUAAUUAUCAAAUGUUUCCAAAUAUCGAACAAAAUAUUCGUUUUGAGGAUUAUUAUGUACUAUUUUCAGAGUCAAUGAAUAAAUUAGUUGCUAAUAAUGAUGUAAUUAGACGAUUUGAAGCUGCAAUUAAUCGACUUGCUCUAAGGCAAUGUGAUGAGAAAAUAACAAUUACAAAUCCAAUGAAAAUUUAUCGUGGUGAAUUAAUGCAUAAGGAUUUGUAUCAAACAUUUGUUGAAGCAUUUGAAAAGAAAGAUAAUAUUGUAUUUGCUAAAUUUAAAAAAUUUUCCUCACACGCACGUUUAGAAGCAAGAAGAUUUUUGCCUUCUAAUAUUCCAUUAAAUCAAAUUCCAUUGUUAAUGAAAAUUACCAUUAAAAAUCGUGCGGGAAUUGCUGACGUUAGUCGUAUUUUUAAUGAUGAAAAUUUAAUUUAUGUUGUUACAGCGGAUUUUGAAUUUGUAAUUGAUAAUUUGAGUUUUCAGGAGAUUAAUAAUGAAAAAGUAUUGGUUAUGGAAAUGCAUGAUUAUGAAAUGCCAACGGAAAAACGAAUGGUACAAAUGGCAAAGAAACUCGAUGAAUUAUUUUCCACUGAAACUAAAUUUUAUUCAACUUUUUGA
Leptopilina boulardi is the source of this 4902-nucleotide messenger RNA. RefSeq lists its product as uncharacterized. The coding region runs from base 226 to 4902 and encodes 1558 amino acids. The transcript is spliced from 2 exons. The record is from RefSeq and is a predicted model, not a curated record. NCBI's taxonomy places the organism in Eukaryota, Metazoa, Arthropoda, Insecta, Hymenoptera, Figitidae.